AUGAAGACCAGACAAAUCCCCGCAGGUGCCGUGGCGCUCAAGCGACACUGUCAUAACGUUAUCGACGCACUUGGCUCAAGAACUCCACCGGAGGCGUUUCUUUUUCGCGGGAACGCCUACUUUGCGUUGGGGCAGCCGUUUUUUGCCAUAGCCGACUACAACACGGCAGCGCAAGUGCUGCAACUGUCAGGCAGGCAUCAGAAACAGUGUUAUGAGGCCCUGGAUUGCUUUCCAGAGUACCAGGUCGGCACGUAUCCCGCCGACAAUUCCCACCUUCAUCUUUAUGUGCAGCCGUAUAUGAAUGAGCGCUGUGAGGUGACGCAGGUGGAUGGCGUCGUGGGACGUGGCGUUGUGGCCAAAGAGAACCUUUUACGGGGAUGCGUCGUGGUGCGUGGUGCCGCCCCAUGGAUACGAUACCCAAUGGAUGAUGGUCUCUGUGCCUUUUGCGCAAGGCCUCUACCGGAACGCUUUUUCACGUGUAUAAAUCCCAACUGUCAUGAAGAGUACUGCAGUAGAGACUGUAGAACAAUGGCUCUUUCCCUUUAUCACUCUCGUUCGUGCUGCAAUGAGGGGCUUCAGGCCCUUGAGCUCGAUAUGUACACGCAGAUGAAGGCGUCGGGGACAAGUACGGAAAGGAAUGCAGCAGCCGCGCAACUUCUCAUGUUACGUGUCCUAGCUGUAUCUGUGCAGCAACAGGUGAUUCCAUCUGCUUUGAGUGAGCUACGUAUCCUUUCCGGUCGCUUGUUAUUUAGUCCCCGGGUUCUCGCUCAUUCUUUUUUAGAAAUUUACGAGCGAUUUACUCGCUUUUGCCAUACCGCCACCUCCAUUUCAUACGAAGAAAUGAUUGGUGUGUUGGCGCGUGUGACCGCAAACUGUUUUCAUCGCGACACAUGUGUUGAGUUGAACCUUUCACGCUCCAUGUUGAAUCAUUCGUGCGUGGCAAAUGCCGCAGAGGAGUUACAUUCAGGGGAGAUCAAAACAACGCGAGAUGUCGCACGAGGAGAGGAACUCACCAUCAAUUAUUACCCACAGCUGAAACACUUGUCGUUCGAGGAACGCUCAAAGGAGCUUGAGCGUCGUGGGUUUGAAUGCCACUGCUCGCAAUGUCGAAGGGAAAAAGGGGUGGAGAGGAGGGACUUGAAUGAGUAA
This is a messenger RNA of Trypanosoma cruzi, 1149 nucleotides long. RefSeq lists its product as uncharacterized. The record is from RefSeq and is a predicted model, not a curated record. Gene Ontology annotation, cellular component: nucleus. Bases 1 to 1149 code for a protein of 382 amino acids. Lineage: Eukaryota; Euglenozoa; Kinetoplastea; Trypanosomatida; Trypanosomatidae. Gene Ontology annotation, molecular function: protein binding. The transcript has a single exon.